AUGGCAUUCAUGGCUCUGAGAAUCCAGAAGCAGCAGAGAAUGUACAUUGAAUUAUCAUUUUUCUUUCCUGAUCAAAAAAGCAAGAGGAAAGGACCUAGCAAUACUGCAACGUUGAAAAAUUGUACAUGCUGCAUUAUUAAACCACAUGCGGUGCAACAAAAACUAAUAGGUCAUAUUAUUGAAGAUAUUCAGAAAGCUGGUUAUACAAUCACUGCAAUUCAACAAUUUCAUGUAGACUCAGUUAAUGCAGAAGAAUUCUUGGAAGUUUAUAAAGGAGUACUUGCAGAGUAUGGAGCUAUGGUAAGUGAGUUACAGACUGGACCUUGCAUCGCAAUGGAGAUAACUCAUAAGGAUGAAAAUUGUGAUAUACAUGCAGACUUUAGAAAAUUAUGUGGUCCAAUGGAUCCGGAUAUUGCACGUCAGAUAAGACCAAAUACCUUAAGAGCAAAAUAUGGAAAUACCAAAGUACAAAAUGCUGUCCAUUGUUCAGAUUUACCAGAGGAUGGACCUUUAGAGGUCGAGUAUUUUUUCAAGAUUCUUGAUGAAAUAUGA
Messenger RNA from Vespa crabro (European hornet), 552 nucleotides. RefSeq names its product nucleoside diphosphate kinase 7-like. The record is from RefSeq and is a predicted model, not a curated record. The transcript is spliced from 6 exons. Bases 1 to 552 code for a protein of 183 amino acids. Gene Ontology annotation, cellular component: centrosome. Gene Ontology annotation, biological process: CTP biosynthetic process; GTP biosynthetic process; UTP biosynthetic process. Gene Ontology annotation, molecular function: nucleoside diphosphate kinase activity. Lineage: Eukaryota; Metazoa; Arthropoda; Insecta; Hymenoptera; Vespidae.